Castor canadensis (American beaver) is the source of this 743-nucleotide messenger RNA. The record is from RefSeq and is a predicted model, not a curated record. Lineage: Eukaryota; Metazoa; Chordata; Mammalia; Rodentia; Castoridae.
GGGUCUGGGCGGGCUGGGCGUGAGGACGACGGACGGUGACGAUGGCCGCAGCGGCAGGCGGCGGGCCAGGGGCGACAGCGGGUGCCGUGAGCGCAGGGGGCGCGGCGGCGGCCGCGGGCCUGGCCAUUUAUCGGCGGAAAGACGGGGGCCCCGCGAGCAAGUUUUGGGAGAGCCCGGACACUGUGUCCCAGUUGGAUUCGGUGCGGGUCUGGCUGGGCAAGCACUACAAGAAGUACGUUCAUGCAGAUGCUCCUACCAAUAAGACGCUAGCUGGACUGGUGGUACAGCUUCUCCAGUUCCAGGAAGAUGCCUUUGGGAAGCAUGUCACCAACCCGGCCUUCACCAAACUUCCUGCAAAAUGUUUCAUGGAUUUCAAAGCUGGAGGCACCUUGUGUCACAUUCUUGGGGCGGCUUAUAAGUACAAAAAUGAACAAGGGUGGCGGAGAUUUGAUCUACAGAAUCCAUCCCGAAUGGAUCGUAAUGUUGAAAUGUUUAUGAACAUUGAAAAAACAUUGGUGCAGAACAAUUGUCUGACCAGACCCAACAUCUACCUCAUUCCAGACAUUGAUCUAAAGUUGGCUAACAAAUUGAAAGAUAUCAUCAAGCGACAUCAGGGGACAUUUACUGAUGAGAAGUCAAAAGCUUCCCACCACAUUUAUCCAUUUCCUUCCUCACAGGAGGAUGGUAAGUUAAUUUUUGGUUGAGAAUUGAUAAACACAUACAUACCAUAGGUUUUUAUAACA